Owenia fusiformis is the source of this 2244-nucleotide messenger RNA. The record is from the annotation of a GenBank genome assembly. NCBI's taxonomy places the organism in Eukaryota, Metazoa, Annelida, Polychaeta, Sabellida, Oweniidae.
CAUAUAUGGUUAAUUGAACUAUCAGCAGGUGAAUCAUAAACAGAAAUCACGACAGCGGAGGAAUAUUGAGCCAGACAAAGCAGAGCUAAGAAAAUGCUGCGUUCAACCUGUUUGCUGCUGGCGGCAACAUGUGUCAUGGCCGAUGUUUACUUACACGUUCCAAGAGGCUCAAAUAACAGACUCAAUGAAAAUUCAGCAAAUCGACAAAAUGCUAACAGACUAUUUGACUCACAGAACAACAACAGAGGUGGUUACAAUGUUGGGGAUCAAGGGCAGAAUGCCCAGGCUGGGAAUGGUGAAGAGAAUCAAUAUAGAAUGACAUACUUCCAAAGCGCCAAAGCUUACAAGACUUUAACAGAUGAUGCUGGUAAGAGUUUCUUGACAUUUGAAUGGACCAAUCAGCAUGGAUGUGGAGGUAACGAGGAUACAGACCCGCAUAAACAGAAUUGCAAUAUCGUGUUUCAGUAUAUGUGCAUGCCUGAAAUCAAUUCUGCUACAGGUGCUCAAGGUGCAGGUCAAAUAAGAAAUGGAGAAACCACUGCAACUCAAAACUAUCAACAAACCAAUAAUCAGAAUGAAAAUCAAAAUGCUGCUACAAAUCGCCGCAACAACAAUGUUAAUGUGAAUAGAGGCCUACAGGAACCAUGGGAAUGGUACGAUAAAUGCAACAGCCGUGAGAGGAAUGCAGGUUUGUUUACUGCUGACCAAAAACUAAAAGCCAACAAUGGUCGUGGAAUUAGUGCUGCCAUCUAUACAAGACAAAACCCUAACGGUAAUCGUCGUGGUUAUGAGUGUCCGGAAGAGAGAGAUUAUUAUCCAUACUGGCAUCCAACUGUGUGGAGGGACAUUGCAGUGCUCUCGGAGAAUGCUAGUCAAUGCGCAUACUAUACCAACAACAGCUUCAAUACACGACCAUAUGGAGAAUGCAUUGAGACAUAUGGGAAUGGACAGGCCAAACACUGGUCACAGUAUAACAAUCCUGCAGAUUGUGCUGAUAAUGGAGGUGAAUGGACAGAAUUCUCCAGCUACUUGGACAAAGCACCAGAGUUCACAACACAAGCUGCAUGCGAAGCUGCAGGGACCAAAGAUGGACAUCAACUUAUCUGGGCCAUACCAUAUGACAGACCCCUCAUUGGUUCCAUAUCUACAGAUGAGGCUUGCCUUGUUGCUAUGGAUCCCCCAGAGUGCAAGGAAGCACCCUGGUCUAGGUCCAAUCACCUUGGGAAUGGGCGAGAUGGAGUAGCUAACAACUAUACAUGGACCAUUCCUCAGUUCACAUCGACAGACACUCAGAGAUGUGCAAUGCGAAUAAGAUAUAACAUCUCAACCGAUGAUUAUGAUCCUUUCAACACUGACAGCACUCAGAAUAAGAAUAUUGCUCAAGGGAUUGUGUCGCCAGUACAACAAAACCCAAUUGUUGAAGUAGGAGCAAGCUCACCUCUCCGUCUUGCAAUAAAUACAGCACAAUUUGGACGUGUUUUUCAAGAUCGCAGCCACGCCUUUUUACUUGCUCCAAGGCCAGCUGGUGUUGGCGAUGAGAAACUGUAUAAUUUGAAUGUUCGGGGAAAGCGGGGAAAUAUUGUUCAAACAUUUCCUGCUGUGGAGUAUGAUUUUGCCCCAAAUGAUCUGAACAUUACGGAUGCUGACUUGGUGCAUAUACAGUGGACAGGGUCAAACAGUCACAACAAUGGCAACCCAGGAGGUGAUGGUCAAACAGGAGAUGCAGGGGAAGGAACCGGAGGAACUGAUCGUAGCAAUAUCGUAGAGAUUCUUGAUAGGAAUGACAACUUCCCAAUACCAUUUGAGAAUACAAACAUGUGGACUGGGGCAGAGAUAAAGUGGGUCCCCAAUGCUGGAAAAACAGUAACUGCAGAGGACCUUGCAGUUAACAUGGCCUCUUCUGGAUAUUACCAGUGUAUGAAUGCUGCAACUUGCCAGGGUGAGAGUGUCCAAAACAAGGCCCAAUUAAACAACCUCCUGAACAAUGCCCCUGCAUCAUAUGAGGGGGCUGUGGUGAAGUUCAAAGAAGGACUUCAUCAAUACAUGAGUACACGCAAUAAUAACUUUUCAAACCGCAGCCAGAAAGGUGGUAUUAAUGUAAAUAAGAAAUAGUGCCUGUACUUACUUCUUCAAUUCAAAGCUGAGCCACUUGGUCUGUCUGUCCGUCUGUCUGUCUGACUGUCCGUCUUGAUACGCAAACAUCCUGAAAUACUUGGGUUUUUGAAAUUAUAUUUUAUUUUGAUA